AGUAGAGAUUGAUCAAAAUAGGUUAGUCGGGUCUGAGCUUGGUACCGAAACAUAGAAACUUGUGUACAUUUAGGCAUUCCAAUUAAAAAUAAAAGUAUUUGCUAGAAAUUAACUAAGAGAACUAAAUAAAAUGUUUUUGUUUCUUCAAUGUAUUUUUGGAGUAUUGGUCUGGAAUGUUUAUUGCGAUAAUCCAGAAGAAAACUCAAUAGUGGAUUUAUCAUGGGGAAUCGAUGAAAAUACUGUUUAUUGGCCUGGUAACAGAAAAUUUGAAUUUACCAAAGUAAAAAUUGGUAGUAUUGAAAGUAAUGGGUACUGGUUCUCCGCUAAGGAAUUUUGUAUGGCAGAACAUGGAGGAACACAUUUGGAUGCACCUCGUCACUUCGAUAAAGAUGGUUGGACUGUCGGACAAAUACCCUUUAGUCGAUUUAAUGGUUUUGGUGCCCUCAUCGACGUUUCGGAAGAAGUAGAAGCUCAGGGACCAAACUUCACCGUUCAGGUUCGUCACUUGGAGGAAUGGAAAAGCAAACAAACCGAAACGCCCGACCAAGUCGUGCUUUUAGUUCGAACUGGAUGGCACAAGAAAUAUAACAACGAAACCGAAUAUUUAGGAUCAGAUGGAAACGGAAAUUUACAUUUUCCUGGAAUUUCAAAGGAAGCCGCUGAAUGGAUUGUAGCUCAAAAAAAUAUUGUGGGGGUCGGUAUUGAUACGGCCAGCUUGGAUCAAGGCAUUUCUAAAACCUUCCUUGCACAUCAAGCUAUACUAAAGAAUAAAAUUUAUGGUAUAGAAAAUCUAAAUUUUCCAGAAAACGCAUUUGGGGAAAAAUUUCAUGUGUAUGUGUUGCCAAUAAAACUAAUGGGAGGUACAGGAGGACCUGUUCGAGUUUUUAUCAUAAAUCAAAAGAAAUGAACAUGUAUAACGUACUAUAUUAAUACUUUUAAUUGCUAUUAAAAGUAUUUUUGUGUAAAUUAUAUAUGUGUGUGUUAUGUAGCUUAUAAUAUUUAAAUAAAUAAUGAAUUCACAAAA
Molecule: messenger RNA, 1024 nt
Organism: Agrilus planipennis (emerald ash borer)
Lineage: Eukaryota; Metazoa; Arthropoda; Insecta; Coleoptera; Buprestidae
Product: kynurenine formamidase
Exons: 5
Coding region: 131-907 (258 amino acids)
Molecular function (GO): arylformamidase activity
Source: RefSeq, a predicted model, not a curated record